Cicer arietinum (chickpea) is the source of this 1861-nucleotide messenger RNA. RefSeq lists its product as uncharacterized. The record is from RefSeq and is a predicted model, not a curated record. Lineage: Eukaryota; Viridiplantae; Streptophyta; Magnoliopsida; Fabales; Fabaceae.
AUCACACUUUUCAACAAUCCCUAAAAUAAAUAAAUAAUAACAUUCACUUCACCAAAUCACACUCUCCAAAAUCUACAACAAUGGGAAAACAAUCCAAACCUAAAAAACCUGAAACCUUCGGAAAAGGUAAGGUAACUCCGAUCCAAGUUGCUUUCAUCGUCGACAGAUACCUCUGCGACAACAAUUUCUCCGAAACUAGAAAAUCCUUCAGAAACGAAGCUUCUUCUUUCAUAGCACAUUCUCCAAUCAACGAGGUUCCAAAGAGUUUAUUGAGCUUGGGUGAGAUGCUUGAUGAGUAUAUAUGUUUGAAAGAACAAAAGGUGAUGUUGGAUCAAGAAAGGGUUUUCAUGGAGCAAGAGAAAAACAGGAUUCAGAAUCUGUUGCAUGGUGUGCAAAAUGUUAUGAAUGUUUACAUUGCUAGUAAAAGUAUUUCUUCGACCAACGUCCCUGUGUCGAAUGCAAAACCUGUGGUGGUUCCUCAAUCGAAACUCGGUGUUCCUACUAAUACCAUUACAACUCAAAACACAUCAAAUAUACUAUCAGUUCCUCAGUCAGAUAACACCAUUGCAGAGAAUGGAAACUUCACAACACCAAUUUUGAGUGUAUCUGACAGAAAGAGAAAAGAUACUAAAGCAGUUGAUGCACCUUCAGCUGCAAAGAGAUCUCGCGGCAGCCGAUCAUCGAGUAGGAAAAUUCCAAUUCAUGGUCAAAACACACUGCCACAAUCAAACGGUGCUGCCAACCAUCAAAUAGUUUCUCACCCUUCUACUGCAGCUCAAUCAUCAGCUGUGAACUGUGUACCAAGUGGAUCACAGGUUCAAGGAUCGAGUGUUGUGAAAUGCUUAUUUAACCAGCCUCGAGCUUCUAUCCCAACCAAUUCACCGGUUCCCAAGACACCUCCGAGAGCAAAUUCCAAUCAAAGCGAUACAAAUAUAUCCCCUCCUGAGAUUUCUCAGACUACAUCCACUUGUUACACUGUAAUUUCGACCAAGAGAGUUAUGGUUAGCCCUGCAAAACAAAUGGCUUAUAUAGAGAGUAGUCAUUGCAUUUCUCCUGUUAAAAUGAAUUCGGACAAGACGAUUAAGAGAGAUCAUGUCAGAAGCAGAUUGGACUUUGAUUCAUCUGAUAGGCCUCAAAGUUUGGACUUGGACAAAUCAUUGCCACCUAAUGAGACUUCAAACAAUGAAGUUCACUUAUUUGACAUGGAUUUCCCUAACUUCGACGCCCUCGGCUUGGACUUCUCAUUUACUGAAAUGUUAAAUGAUCUAGAUUUUACUUGUGAGGACAUUGGUUUUUUGGGCGAUCAAGCACCAAGUCCUUCAAAUGAUAAUCCUUCAGGGUCUCCUCAUGAAUGUAAGGGUCAAGUUAUAUCUGAACUACCAUCAACUUUGGUAGAAUCUCUAUGUGAGAAAGAUUGAGUAUAUAAGAGAAAGAAGCUGUUUAUAUCAGGAGAAUUGUUGAUGUAAGAAUUUGGAGGAUUGGUAAAUUUGCUUGCUGCAAGAGAUUAUUAUGUUCAGUGCUCCAAAGAAUGCAGCUGUUCUUGAUAUAGGAUGUUAACACCAUUAAUUGAUUCCUUAACCUAUGAAUCUGUUUGUUCAAUGAUCAUAAGGAAAAGCUAAAAUCAUUUUUUGUAGUGAUUGUAGAUAAGUUACUUUCUGUACUGGUUUACUUAAUAGAUUAACUUUUAGUUAGACUUAUUAGAUGCUAAACAUGGUUAACAAUCUUAUGAUGAUGUUUAGAAUUUUCUGGUUCAAGUACUGUGUAACAGCUAAUCUUUGUAUCUGAUAGAGGUGAAGGAGAGACUAAACAUGCAAAGAAAGAACAGCAUAUGAAUUGAAUUCUGAAUUUGCAUUUACAUUAA